This is a messenger RNA of Prunus mume (Japanese apricot), 2714 nucleotides long. RefSeq names its product protein FAR1-RELATED SEQUENCE 11-like. Gene Ontology annotation, molecular function: zinc ion binding. NCBI's taxonomy places the organism in Eukaryota, Viridiplantae, Streptophyta, Magnoliopsida, Rosales, Rosaceae. The record is from RefSeq and is a predicted model, not a curated record. Gene Ontology annotation, biological process: regulation of DNA-templated transcription.
CACGAUAGCUCAUAUCUGCCUAAAUGGUUAUCGUUCUCCCUUGGAUGCGCUCUAUUCUCCCCUCGCUUGCCUCCCCGCCACUUUCUUUCUUUUCACUGACGCUCUUUAAUUUUCAGAUAGUUAUUGACCGUUAGAUACACAUUUUGGGUGGGUUGGAGAUAUGAUUUGGAUGUUGAGGAGGUUGAAGAAGAGCAGGUUGUAUUUGUGUUAUGAAUUUAUUUUGAAGAAACCCAUAUGAGAUUCUUGAGAGAGUUUGAAGAAAUCCAAAUGAGUUGGAGAUCAUAGCUCCAAGUUUAUAACUGUUGUUUCAUUCAUCUAUUGCUGAAGGAUGUCAGAAGGAACAAGUCUAGGGAUGGAGGAUUUAUCCCAAGAUGAUAUUGGCACUAUAGAGGAAACAGCUGAAGACACGAUCUUGUCACGACAGACUUCUGUGAAUCUUGUUCCCUUUGUUGGACAAAGAUUUGUUUCUCAAGAAGCUGCAUACGAAUUCUACUGCAGUUUUGCAAAACAAUGUGGCUUUUCAAUUAGGCGUCAUCGUACUCGAGGCAAGGAUGGUGUUGGUCGGGGAGUGACAAGAAGAGAUUUCACUUGUCAUCGUGGUGGAUAUCCACAGAUGAAGCCAUCUGAAGAUGGAAAGAUGCAAAGAAAUCGCAAAUCAUCACGCUGUGGUUGUCAAGCAUACAUGCGGAUUGUUAAGCGGGCAGACUUUGAUGUCCCCGAAUGGCGUGUUACAGGCUUUAGCAACAUCCAUAACCACGAACUAUUGAAAUCCAAUGAAGUCCGUCUCCUUCCUGCUUACUGUUCCAUAUCUACUGAUGACAAGAGUCGGAUUUGCAUGUUUGCAAAAGCUGGGAUGUCAGUGCGUCAAAUGUUAAGAUUGAUGGAACUGGAGAAAGGUGUUAAACUAGGUUGCUUACCAUUUACAGAGAUAGACGUGAGAAACCUACUACAGUCUUUUAGAAAUGUUGAUAGAGAUAAUGAUGCAAUUGAUCUUAUAGCAAUGUGCAAAAAGAUGAAAGAUGAAAACCCUAAUUUCAAGUAUGAAUUUAAAAUAGACGGUCAUAACAGGCUGGAGCAUAUUGCAUGGUCUUAUGCUUCAUCUGUUCAGUUGUACGAGGCAUUUGGAGACACAACGGUUUUUGACACAACCCAUCGUUUGGAUGCCUAUGAUAUGCUGUUAGGAAUUUGGCUUGGUGUGGAUAAUCAUGGAAUGACUUGUUUCUUUGGCUGUGUGCUUCUGCGGGAUGAGAAUAUUCAGUCCUUUUCCUGGGCAUUGAAGACAUUUUUGGGGUUCAUGAAAGGAAAGGCUCCACAGACAAUGUUAACUGACCAUAACAUGUGGCUGAAAGAGGCUAUUGCUGUUGACUUGCCCCAAUCAAAGCAUGCCUUUUGUAUAUGGCACAUCGUCGCAAAGUUCUCAGAUUGGUUUUCUGUACUUCUUGGAUCUCGAUAUGAUGAUUGGAAAGCUGAGUUUCACCGGCUGUUUAAUCUGGACUUCGUGAAAGACUUUGAAGAAAGAUGGAGGGAAAUGGUGAAUGAAUUUGGACUGCACACAAAUAAGCAUGUAAUCAGCUUAUAUGCGCUGCGGAAUUUUUGGGCUUUAGCAUAUUUGAGGCAUUGCUUUUUUGCAGAAAUGAUGAGUACAAGUCAGGCAGAAUCAAUUAAUGCUUUUAUCCAACGUUUUUUGAGUGCACAGUCCCAACUAGAUCGUUUUGUAGAGCAAGUAGCUGAUAUUGUUGAUUAUAAUGAUCGGGUUGGGGCAAAGCAAAAGAUGCAAAGGAAAAUGCAGAGAGUGUGCCUUAAAACGGGUUCGCCAAUUGAAUCACAUGCUGCUUCUGUUCUUACUCCUUAUGCCUUCGGAAAACUUCAAGAGGAACUUGUAUUGGCUCCACAGUAUGCAUCUCUUCUGGUAGAUGAAGGUUGUUUCCAGGUCAGACACCAUACUGAGGAAGAUGGAGGGUGCAAAGUGGUUUGGAUUCCUUGUCAAGGCCACAUUAGCUGUAGCUGCUAUCAGUUUGAGUUCUCCGGCAUCCUUUGUAGGCAUGUUCUUCGUGUCCUGUCAACUAAUAAUUGCUUUCAUAUUCCAGACCAGUAUCUACCCACCCGUUGGUGCAAUGUCAGUUCAUCUUCCACUAACACCUUUGAGACUGCUACUACUAUGAAAGACAAUUCUGAGAAGAUUCACUUAUUGGAGUCCUUGGCUUCAACACUUGUUACGGAGUCAGUUGAAACAGAGGAUCGCCUUGAUGCUGCUUGCGAGCAAAUUGCAAUGGCAUUAUCACGCGUUAAAGACCUUCCUAGGACAACACAUAAUGCGAUCGACAUUGCGUAUAAUUGUCCAUCUGAAUCACUGAUUCUACAAGAUGUGGAAGAGGCUGAUGGAAUUAUUCGCUUUACAGUAGGAAAUUCUCAUGAAUCUGUUACUUUAGGAAAGCUUAAAGAAAGAAGGCCAAGAGAUAUAGUUGAAAUUAGUAGAAAGCGACGGCAUUGUUCAGGGCCUUGCUGUCUGAGUGUCCAAUAGUGGGAGGUGAGAUUUUGAAUGGAUCCACUAGUGCACUUGUAAAGGUUUGGAUAUAGUACUAGAUGUAGCAAGGAAUAGCAGUAUAUUGUUUCUUCAACGUUUUUGUUUUGUCAAUAUUUCAAUGUAUUCCGACGUGCACUUUUGUGCCUUCCACAUUCAGUUAUACUGAAAUGAAAAAGACAAAGUUCCCUCA